AUAAAACAAAGCAUAUGGCAAAGAUCGGAUAUCGAUUUCGAGAGAGAUAUACGUGAUCUCAGAAAACUAGAUAUACGAGAGAAGAAUAUACUGUUCAUGAUGUGUAGUUUUUUUCUCACAAUUGAUAGUGUUGUUAUUGAUUUAUUGAAUAACUCACUUCUAAAAGAUCUUAAGAUCCUAUCAGUUCGUAACAGUCAAUUUAAGAAGGCGCUUGAAUUUUAUUCAGAACAGAAUCGACAGGAAGAGGUUCACGAUGAAUUCUACAAGAACAUGGGUAAAGUAUUCUUUAGCGAGAGUUAUGGAAUUCUUUUAAAUUGUCAUGAAAAUUUUUAUGAGUUCAAAAAAGUAUUUGAUUACUGUGAGAGAUAUCAAGAUCGAAGUUUACCACUUG
Molecule: messenger RNA, 391 nt
Organism: Racocetra persica
Lineage: Eukaryota; Fungi; Glomeromycota; Glomeromycetes; Diversisporales; Gigasporaceae
Source: the annotation of a GenBank genome assembly